CAGAGAGCAUGUUCUUUAGCUGGAGAGAUGCAGUAGAACAGCACCCCUACAAACGAAGAGUAUGAUUAGUAAAAGCAACAGAUAUAACCGAGGAAAUGACAAUAAAUACUUUUAGAUACUUUGAGACUUCAACAGUUCAGGAUUUCGUUCUGCAGGAAGAAUAUGGGAGACAAAAAGAUACUCAGCAUUGGUUUGGUGUGUCUGGAUAUCAUAAAUGUUGUGGAUAAAUACCCGGAAGAAGAUACUGAUACUAGGUGUUUGUCUCAGAGAUGGCAGAGGGGAGGAAAUGCAUCAAACACGUGCACAAUUUUGUCUCUGCUUGGGGCCCCGUGUGCAUUUAUGGGGUCUUUGGCUCCUGGACCAGUAGCUGACUUCAUCUUGAAUGACUUUCAAAUGUACAAGAUUGACAUCUCUCUUCUUCUGGAGCAUGCUGAAUGCUCCUUUCCAGCUUCUGUAGUAAUCAGCAGUGUGACGACAGGAAGCCGUACAAUUCUGCAUAUGAACAGUUUCAUCGUGGGGGAUUUUGCACGGCUUGGGGUGGACAUAUCUGGUGUGGCUUGGCAGCCGUGGGGCGAGACCCCGUGCGCCUGUUGUGUGGUGUGUCCCACCAAAGGCUCUCGCACUGUCGUGCUCUCGGACACAAACUUGCCAGAUGUUUCUGUACACGAUUUCUCAAAGGUGGACCUGAGCCAGUACAAGUGGAUCCACUGGGAGGGCCGUAAUGCUGACGAACAAGUGAAGAUGAUUGAGAGGGUGAGAGAGUAUAACAGCAAACAGGAAGAGAAGAACAGGAUCACCAUCUCUGUGGAAAUUGAGAAGACCAGGGAACCCCUCUACCAGCUCUUCCCUCUUGGUGAUUUGGUCUUUGUCAGUAAGGAUGUGGCCCAGCACUUUGGGUUUACCUCAGCCGCUGCUGCAUUGAAGGGUUUCUAUGGUCGUGUGAGAAAGGGAGCUACCCUCAUUUGUGCCUGGGCAGAAAAGGGAGCGGAUGCCAUGGGUCCUGAUGGUGUAAUAAUCCAUUCAGAUGCAUUCCCACCUGAGAAGCUUGUAGACACACUUGGAGCAGGAGAUACGUUCAAUGCUUCUGUGAUCUAUUCCCUUUCCAACGGGGGCAGCCUACAGGAUGCUCUCACAUUUGGCUGCCAGAUUGCAGGCAAAAAAUGCGGCAUCCACGGAUAUGAUGGAAUUUUACACUGAACAUGGCGGAGAGGUGCACAGCUUGUCAGCUGCUGAUAAAUUUAACUAGCAUUGUAAGCCAGUAGCCAUUGUCAAGGCAUGAUGAGGUACUGAAAAAUGUUGCUUCACAUAGAAAAGACUAAUGUAUAUGCAAAGGAUAAAUCUAAAUAAUGAUGGUAUAGCCUACUGAUGUUUUUCUGUGUUAGAAUUAAUAAAUUAAUUGAAAAAAACAAUAACUUACAAUUCUUCACUUCUGCAUUAAAAAAAUAUCACAAAGAAAAUAUAACUUUAGGAUUUUUUUGUACACUACCAGUCAAAUAUUUGGAAUAAUAUUUUUGUAAAUACUUUUGAAAGACGUCUUUAAUUGUUGCAUCAAAAAUACAGUAAAAAUGUUAAUACUGUGACAUAUUAUUACAAUUUAAAAUAACUGUUUUCUUUUUUAAUAUACUUUAAAGUGUAAUUAAUUUAUUCCUGUGAUGGCAAAACUGAAUUUUCAGCUUUAUAACUUUAGUCUUCACUGGCACACGAUCCUUCGGAAAUCAUUCUAAUAUGCUGAUUUGCUGCUCUAGAAACAUUUUUUAUUAUUAUCAGUGUUGAGUAAUACAGUGAUACACUUUUUUUUCAAAAGUUUGGGGAAAAAAUUAAUACUGUUAUUUAUAAAGGAUGCAUUAAGUGAAAACCUUCAUAAUGCUACAAAAGAUUUCUAUUUCAAAUAAAUGCAGUUCUUUUGAAUUUUAUUCACUUUAUUGCAUUAAACAGCAAAAACUGUUUCAACACUGAUAAUAAAAAUAACUAUUAUUAAUAAGAGCACCAAAUGAAUAUCUAAGUCAAAUAAUAUUGCACAAUAUUACUUUUUUACUGUACUUUUGAUCAAAUAAAUGCAGCUUUGAUGAACGUAAGAGACUUUUUAUGAACACAUUAGUCUAAACUUCUAACCUAAACCUGUAUUGAAGAUUGUGAGCAUACUAUCCAACAGUGCUUUGAUAAUACUUAUGAGUUAUGAGGAGAAGUUCAGGGAUAUUGUUCCCUGAUUGAUACUGAAUGUUGGCAAGCAUCUCUGCAUCGGUAGGGAGCACAGGCCUGUGCGUUUGCACUGUAUGCAGAGAAAAAGAGACAGAGGAAGACAGCUGAAUAUAAGUGAACAAAGAUGAAAGACAAACAGGAUACAUGACAUUUUCCCACCCAAUCCCAUUUAGACACAGCUGGCCAGCACUACACGGAUUCUUUUACCACACCCAGUGUGCAAUAAUGACACCCUGUCUGUCUGACAAUAUCUGUUUGACAUUUACUUUGGGGAAAAUUAUACAAAUGGAAUUUCUUUAAGCCUACGUAUUAAAUCUUUUUUUUUUUUUUUUUGGAUAUACUGUAAAAUGCACUCUUUUCUCAAAUUUGUGGAAAUACUGUAUCACAUGCCUAGAAAUCUGUAGCAAUCACUGACAAAUGUAAGUCAUUUUGGUGACUGUAGGUAGAGUAGUUCUUACUUUUCCAACUUUAAACAUACUUAGCAUGAAAUUAACCCCAUGAGCAAAGAUUCAUCAGUGCACAUUAUUCCAAAGAAAAAAUUACUUGAAUGUAACUUACUGUACCUCAAAACCAACUUUCCUUUUCAGCCACAGACAUGAAUAUCCGAGAAGACAAGGAAACCAAUAACCAAAUAGCUAUUUAUUAAUCAUAGGCUAUGUAGUAGUUGAAAGUUAUUCAUGACUCAGUUGUUGCAGUAGUAUACAAUGGAUUUAAAAAAAAAAAAAAAAAAAUGCUUGUCCUUUUGGAUAAGUCGAGAAUCUCUCAAGAGGGAAGUUGGGCAUCAGUCUCCACAUCCUGAUUAAAAAGCCUCCUCUAAUGUGCAUGGCAUACCAAUGUUUUUUCCUCUGAAAUUUCAUGUUCAGCUCAUCUCCAUUUUGCACUUUGGAUGAUCUAAUCCAAUCCUGAUGGAUAAAAUAAUGUUUCAUCCUAAUUACAUUGACUAUUCUGUUUAAUUUGGAAAUAUGUUUCAUUGCAAAAGUAAAAAGGGUUGUGAAUGCCAUUUCAUGCUGACUUCAUCAAAGAAAAGAAAAAACAAACAAACAGAUGUUUGACUUUCCCUACGGACUGUAUUUAGAGUUCUUAAAGUUGUAAAAGCAAUAAAGAAAUACAAUAUGAAGAAACAGAAUAAAAACAUAACUCCCAAAUGGUGGCACGUAACAGAAAGAGGGCAGAUGGUUCACUUACCAACACUUUGUCUAGACACCAGUGACUUGACAAGCAGAAGGCAUUAUUCAUCAUAAACUACAUCCCCAUAUGACUAUGGAUGGACACCCAGAAAUGUUUUUCUUUCCAUUAAAUCGCAAGCCAAUCUCCAAACGACUUCUCUGGCUUGCGACGUGGAAAAUUAAAUGCAUUAUGCACUCCUCUCCUUAAUCACAGCAUUUCUGUGUACAUGCCUCUAAAAAUAAGUUUUAAAAACAGAAACGGCGGGUCUUUUCUAUUUGAGAACAUGCUUUCAAUCACAUUUUGCUUUGACAAAUGAGCCAGCAACUCCAGUAUGGACUUUUUCCAUGUUGAAUAGAGAAGUCACAGACAGUGGCAAAACUUUCACCAUCAAUCACUGACUGGAAUUCUAUUCAACAGACUCAAGGUUCAUGAGUACCAGAACGCUCCU
Messenger RNA from Onychostoma macrolepis, 3814 nucleotides. RefSeq names its product ketohexokinase (gene khk). The transcript is spliced from 10 exons. Lineage: Eukaryota; Metazoa; Chordata; Actinopteri; Cypriniformes; Cyprinidae. The record is from RefSeq and is a predicted model, not a curated record. Bases 163 to 1197 code for a protein of 344 amino acids. Gene Ontology annotation, biological process: fructose metabolic process. Gene Ontology annotation, molecular function: ketohexokinase activity.